GUUUGUUAGCUGACGCGGUGGAGUAGCUGCAACCGUCUACACGAGUGAUUAAUUGUUGAAAUAAACGAAUUACGACGAACAUUACAGUUCUGAAAUGGAUAUACUUAAAGCCGAAAUCGCAAGGAAGAGGAAACUCCUCGAAGAAAAAGAUCUUGUUGACGACUCAAAAAAAUUCUUCAAAAGGGCUGAUCUUGCACGCAAGGAACAAGAAGACUACUUCAGAAGAUGUGGAUAUAAGAUCAAUAAGAAAGAGGAAGAUGAGCCUUCCACCUCAGCUAAUCCAGUGUUAGAACUGGAACUAACAGAGGAAAAGCUGCCAAUGACACUGUCACGACAGGAGGUAAUUCGACGGCUUAGAGAACGGGGGGAACCAAUCCGAUUGUUUGGAGAGUCCGACUAUGAAGCCUUCCAGAGACUCAGGAAAAUUGAGAUUCAGACCCCAGAAGUAAACAAGGGCUUGAGGAAUGACCUGAAAGCAGCCAUGGACAAGAUUGAUCAGCAGUACCUGAAUGAAAUUGUUGGAGGAACAGAGUCAGGAGAAGUGGACACACAGCACGACCUAAAAGUACAUGAAGAAAACACAACUAUAGAAGAACUAGAGGCUCUCGGUAAAACUCUGGGAACAGGAGAUGAUGAUGGAGACCAGGAUGUUAUUCACAAAUGUUUGAGGUUUCUUCUUGGUGUUUGGGCCAAGGAUCUGAACAGCCGAGAGGACCACGUGAAGCGCAGUGUUCAGGGCAAGCUGGCCAGUGCAACACACUCGCAGACUGAGUCUUACCUCAGACCCCUCUUCAGAAAGCUCAGAAAGAAGAGCUUGCCAGCUGACAUCAAAGAGUCUAUCACUGACAUCAUUAAGUUCAUGUUGGAGAGAGAAUAUGUCAAGGCAAAUGAUGCCUAUCUGCAGAUGGCCAUUGGAAAUGCUCCCUGGCCUAUCGGUGUGACCAUGGUGGGUAUCCAUGCCCGUACUGGGCGAGAAAAGAUUUUCUCCAAACACGUGGCGCACGUUCUCAACGAUGAGACGCAGAGAAAAUACAUUCAGGGACUGAAGAGGCUAAUGACUAUUUGUCAGAAACACUUCCCGACUGAUCCAUCAAAGUGUGUGGAGUACAAUGCUCUUUAACUUAUAAUUUUGCUUUAGCCUAUGCCAAGGCUGUCAGGUCCAUUGUAUUACUAUCCACAAUGGGAAUUUUUCACAGCAGCUCAGUCAUGGGUUCUGAUCUGACUGAAUUGUGGUUGUGGCAUAAAUUUCUCAAAAUCUUGUGUACCAGAGGCCUUUAAGUACACAUUCAUUUCCAAUUUAAACAGCAUUGGGGUAAGACCUGUUGUAUACAGUCGGAGUUAUUCUAACUUGUAAAUGUAAGGAAACUAUCUCAGAUUUAGCUGAAUGACACUCAACAUCCCUUCAGUCUUACUAGGCUUGUGAACUACUGGGAAAGCUGAUGCACCUAUCAUGCCAUUAAUUGUUGCAAGUCGUCAGUCCUCCUGAGAAUAUGUGUGCUUAUGGAUGGAGUCAAAACCAUCACUGCAGGAAUAUUAAAAAAAAAAGGGUUUAAUUUUAUUUACUGCUCAUACUCUGGACUGUAAAAUGAUAUUCCUUUUGACCAGUUUUUCAAAGAUUUAUUUUAUGUGGCAAGCAAUGUGCCAUUUGCCAAAGGAAGAUACAGUAGUGUAAGUUUUAUUACACUUGAGAUUCAGUUAGUAACACUUCUUAGGCAUGCUAUAUACAAUGCAGAGUCAGUUUUGUGUGCAUAUUUGAGUUUUCAGCAGACCAUGAAACCAAUCAAUAUCUCUGUACAAUCUCAUUGAGAAAAUAAAGUGUUGUUUUAUUAUACCAGCAACAAUCCUGACAGUUGUUAAUUU
Toxotes jaculatrix (banded archerfish) is the source of this 1860-nucleotide messenger RNA. It is a transcript of the gene prpf18, whose product is annotated as PRP18 pre-mRNA processing factor 18 homolog (yeast). The transcript has 10 exons. Gene Ontology annotation, biological process: RNA splicing; generation of catalytic spliceosome for second transesterification step. The record is from RefSeq and is a predicted model, not a curated record. NCBI's taxonomy places the organism in Eukaryota, Metazoa, Chordata, Actinopteri, Toxotidae. The coding region runs from base 95 to 1120 and encodes 341 amino acids. Gene Ontology annotation, cellular component: U5 snRNP; U2-type post-spliceosomal complex; U4/U6 x U5 tri-snRNP complex.